AACCCAGGCCAGCAAAUUUCUCCUGACCCCUGCUUCACUCACGGUAUGGACAAAGUUUUAGCAGGGCUGCACAGGCACAAGUUGCAAAGAAAAUGCCGGCACCAAACUUCUGUGUUCUUUUCUGGAUAUCUGGCUGUGUUCUCUUCCAAGAUGUGAACACAGCUCAGCCCUCAGCUACACAGCCACCAGCAGAUCUCACUUCUAAAUCACCACACAGCCCUACAGGCAAGACUACCACAGCAGCAUCUUCACGGGGAUCAACAGCAGCAGCAACGACGCAAGCUUCAACAGCAUUGAGUCCCCCAGUAAACAAGUCUCCGCUGACUACAGCUUCUGCCACAUUAGUGGAACAGUUGAAAACAACACUAACAUCAGCUGCAGCAAGUCCAAAGGCCACAGGAAGCGGGAACACCACAAGCUCACCCACUUCAGGUGCUGACCAGGAGCUUAUAAUUUACAAACAAAAAAUCAUUGCAACUGAAGUCCUUCAUGUCCAUGGUCCAGUCAUUUCAGAGGCCCAUAAGGAAGCGAUCUCUGCAGAGAACACAAUGAUAUCUCCCUCAGCCAUCACUCCUACUGAGAAGUCAGGACUGGAGAUAGUAGCUUUUGGUGUCAUCGGCUUCAUAGGCAUUCUGGUAGUUGUUGUGUUCAUCCUGGUUGGUGUGGUCUACCUGAGAUUCAGGUGUAACCAUUCCAAAGAUGCAGAAGAUAAACAGAAACCAGAGGACCCUGUGGUAUCUGAAAGUUGCUCAGCUGCUACAAACCGGAAGAACAGCAGCGUCACUCUGAUUUCCAUGAAGAACAUAAACAUGAACAACAGUCUGAGCUACCCCACUUCAGAAAAGGUAUUAUGAACAGUGACAACAUGAUUGGAAUGAUAAGCAGACAUUAGAUAAUCAGCAAUUACUUUCUGUUUUGGGGAAGUUUGUCUUUAAUAAGUUAUUACAUCAUUUUUGAUUAAUACAUUUACUCUAAAACUAAGCACAGCCACCCCUUCUGGGAUGGAAGCCUUUUCUCUAGCUGGAGCUAGUUUUUCUUUGUGUUUGAUAUACCAGCUCUAUUUUUGACAUGGACAAACUUUUUCAGAGUAUUCCAGCAGCUCCCAAACCAAGAUCCUGUAGUUCAGCUGAUGACACGAGCUGCUUCCUUAGAUUAAUGGCCCUUUAGAGUAUGUGCCAGACUUUAUCAGCUUGCCAGAGACCUGACCUUUAAGGCCCCAAGUCAGCUUAACAUUUGCAAUGAAAGGCACCAUCCAAAAGUCCAAUGCUCCCAUUGACUUCAGUAGAUACAAUCAGUGGGACUUCAAGAAAUGCGUAUGUGAUUUGCUGAACCCAGACACAUCUCUGGAAAGACUUUUACUUUCUCGCUGCCACUAUUUUCCCAUUUGAAGUGGAAAUGAUAAUGUUCACCUAUCUAACAGGAAUAUUGUGAGUCUAUGUUAAUUAAUACCUGGAGAUCCAUGAAAGAAAAGUGCUGGAGAAGUGCCAAGUAUUGUUUCUAUUAUUGUUACUAUGUAGCAGGUCUGGUGCUAGGGUGGCCAAGUCACCCCUUGCGGUGGCCUGGGUCCCACCUUUCUUGCCCGCUCUGGCCUCUGACAGUCCCACCCUGUUGUCUCAUCUGCCACACCUUGAUGUUAUGGUUCAAAAAGGAGGCUGCCCCUAAAGGGCAGAGGGGUUUUGAUUCUGGUCUUAGGCCAUUGUCUGGACUGAGGCCCCCUGGCCUUGGCCCACUUUACUCUAGCUGUGUCUCUCUGGCAAAAGUCCACUGUACUGGGACCCUAGGUCCUCAGCCCCAGGUCUCACCCUCUGCUGGACUCUGAGCCCCUCAGCUCCUGGUCUCAUCAGGCACAGCUGUGGACUCAGACUGGCAGGGUAGGCAGAGCAGCACACGGGAGCGGGGGGGGAUGGGGACAUUUGCAGCUGUCCAGGAGUGGGGGGGUUUGCACCCUCCCCGCUCCUGACCAGAAUGCCCAGCCAGCUGCAAACCACGCCCCCUUCCCCCCCGCUCCUGGCUGGCUGCAAAACUGCUCCCCCCCCCAACCACUCCCGUGCCCCACUCCACCUGCCCCACCAGUCUGAGUUCACCAGCCGCCUGGGUCUCACCCUCAUGGGCUCUGCCCCCUCACCCCCUGGUUUCAUCCUUACAGGCACUGGGUCCUCUUGGCCCCUGGUGUCUGGGCUGCCUCAGCCCCUGAUUUUGUACUUGCGGUUUCUGGAUCCCUUCAGUCCCUGGUGUCUAGGCUGCUAGACCCCUGGUCUCACCCUCACAAGCUCUGGGCCAGGUGGCCUCCAGUGUUGCCCUUGAAGGCUCUGGGCCCCCUUGGCCCUUAGUUUCACCCCAUAUGGGCUCUGGGCACCUCAACCCCUGGUCUCACCCUCUGCCAGGCUCUGGGCCCCUCAGUCCCUGCUGGGCUCUGAACCCCUUGGUCUCUGGUCUUGUCCUUUUGGGCUCUGUGGUUCCUUGGCCCCUGGGGUUGCCCUCACAGGCUCUAGGCCCCCUCAGCCCCUGGUUUCACCCUUGCAGGCAUAGGCAUAGGCAUAGACCUUGCGGGUGCUCUGGGGCUCAAGCAUCCACCAAAAACAAUUAGCAGGUGCUCAGCACCCAUGGAGCCACUUGCAGAUGUUAAAAAAAAACAAACAUGCUUUACCAUUUCAAUCCGGCUCUGAAGCAUCUGUAAAAAUUGGGAGCUUCAGAAGGGCUUUUGACACUUUUAACUAAAGCUGAUUCAAUCAGCUA
Alligator sinensis (Chinese alligator) is the source of this 2736-nucleotide messenger RNA. RefSeq names its product endothelial cell surface expressed chemotaxis and apoptosis regulator (gene ECSCR). The record is from RefSeq and is a predicted model, not a curated record. Gene Ontology annotation, cellular component: plasma membrane; cytosol. The coding region runs from base 93 to 854 and encodes 253 amino acids. Gene Ontology annotation, biological process: positive regulation of proteasomal protein catabolic process; negative regulation of angiogenesis; positive regulation of endothelial cell apoptotic process. The transcript has 10 exons. NCBI's taxonomy places the organism in Eukaryota, Metazoa, Chordata, Crocodylia, Alligatoridae.